Mugil cephalus (flathead mullet) is the source of this 1482-nucleotide messenger RNA. Its product is annotated as T-cell surface glycoprotein CD3 delta chain-like. NCBI's taxonomy places the organism in Eukaryota, Metazoa, Chordata, Actinopteri, Mugiliformes, Mugilidae. The transcript is spliced from 7 exons. Gene Ontology annotation, cellular component: external side of plasma membrane; alpha-beta T cell receptor complex. Gene Ontology annotation, biological process: positive thymic T cell selection; cell surface receptor signaling pathway. Gene Ontology annotation, molecular function: transmembrane signaling receptor activity. The record is from RefSeq and is a predicted model, not a curated record. Bases 590 to 1126 code for a protein of 178 amino acids.
GAGCUGCUCGCCAUCAGCGCUCAUCUCCCACAGCAGCAGCGCAGCACGUUGCAUUUAGUGUCAACAGACUGAUCGGUCGGUUCGUUUCCAUUUUUGUUCUCCGACUGUCGCUCAUUGGUAAAAUGCAUAAGCCACUUUGACAAACUGAAUAACAGCAUGUGGGCGAAUCAAGGAGCUGAGUUACAUUUAGCUACAUUUAAAAAACAGGAUUGUCUGUUCCACAAAGCUUUCUGUUGUGUCUGAACGGAAGGUUUAAAUUCACAAAGGCCUUUCUCCUGCGAGUGUAGUAAAUAUCACACUACACUACGCAAACCUAAGCACUGAUAGCACACCGUAAAUACCUACAAAUGCAUCGCCCAUUUCAUCGGAGUUGUCAAAAGUCAGAGCCCUCCAGACGUAGAAAUCAACAAAAUCUGCCGAGAUGGAGCGUUAACCAAUCACAUUCACUUCCUUCUCCCUCGCUCCCUCUCUCUCUUUCUCUGACAAACACACACCACACACACAGACUUCUGCAUACAAACACUGGAUGCUUUGAAAGCUGAACCCACGACACCGCUUCAUUUCCAGAGCCCGACGGAGAAGACACACGAUGAAACGUCAGUUAGUUCUGUCCACCUGCGCGCUGCUGCUUUGGACACUGACAGCGUUUGUCAGCUAUGCCGAAGAACCAAAAAGUGACGUAGUGGUUGUCGAGCUCCCUGAUGGAAUUAAGCUGUCAUGUAAUAAUAAUGCAACUAUGAAAUUUUCAAAUGGAAUAGAACAUGGAAGAAAAGAAUUGAAACUCGGAUACAGUGAUGAUAACACAGGGGAGUACACAUGUGAAAGAGAACAGCAAACAUCAAAAAUCCUUGUGACAUUUCGGACCUGUGAUAACUGUGUAGAGCUUGACAAGGCUUCGAUAGCGGGCAUCGUCGUGGGAGACGUGGUGGCUACGAUUGUGAUUGGAGUGGCGGUCUAUCUCAUUGCUUCUAAAGCUGGGACUGGAGCCGUCGCCACUGUCAAGAAACGCUCUGACAAACGGCCUCUGGUUUCCAAUGAGGAGAGCAGCAGAGGCCCCAAUGAACAUUACCAGCCUUUAAGAACCAGAGGGCAGAAAGACACGUAUGACGUUCUCCACAAAACAUAGAGCAGCGGUGGCUCACUGCCCAGGAUGCCACCCCCACCUCCCUGCUGACAACAUACUGCAUCUCAGACAAGUACACGAUGCCUCUUACCUGUUCUCAGGUUCGACAUCACGCCCAAAGGCUUGUUGUCGUGUAUCUUGGAUGCUACUUAUCCCUAAAGUAAUUUGCUUUGUAUGAUAUUGAUUUAGUUUAGGAUUUUGCAUCACUUAUUUUUCACCGAUUGUUUAAGAUCACGCUGUGCAGAGACUAUUUCAGCUCUUAUUUAGGUUCCAUUUUGAUGUGUUCCUUUUUGUUUUUACUUCUUAAAAAAAUCAAACUGUAAUGUUGCAGAAUUGAAUAAAAUACAUGUUUUUCUUGU